UUUUCUUCAAUUGUGCUUUUGCCAGCGAGAGGGGGAAUAUCUGCCUGAUAUUAUUUUGUUCCAAAAAGGGGGGCAAAAAAAAAGGGGGGCUCGGGCGGAGGUGGAAACCCAAAAGGGCGGCAGCGGCAGGAAGACAAGGUGCGUUGCAUUGGUGCAUUGAGGACGGCAACUUUUCACAGGCACGUCAGUGCAAAGUCUCCCUCUGCUUCCUUCCCCCCCCCCCCCCUUCCCUUUGCAUUGACUUUGUAUCCUGCUCUUUGUGAAGGGUCGGCGCCGCUUCAACAAACUUCAAGUUCCUAGGAUCGAUCGCAAGGAAGGAAGAUGGCUCGUACCAAGCAAACUGCCCGCAAAUCCACUGGCGGUAAAGCGCCAAGGAAGCAGCUGGCAACCAAAGCGGCACGGAAAAGUGCCCCAUCCACCGGCGGCGUGAAGAAGCCUCACCGUUACCGCCCAGGUACUGUGGCCCUCCGAGAAAUCAGACGCUAUCAGAAGUCCACCGAGCUUCUGAUUCGCAAGCUUCCCUUCCAGCGUCUCGUCCGUGAAAUCGCUCAGGACUUCAAGACCGACCUGCGCUUCCAAAGUGCUGCCAUUGGCGCUUUACAGGAAGCAAGUGAAGCCUACCUGGUGGGGCUGUUCGAAGACACCAACCUCUGUGCUAUACAUGCCAAGCGUGUGACGAUCAUGCCAAAGGAUAUUCAGCUUGCUCGUCGCAUCCGCGGGGAGCGCGCUUAAACUCCCCCUUGUUGUUGGGGGAGGGGUGGGGGAAGGCAUUGAGGAGAGACCUGCCAUUUAACUUUCCCUGUUUUUUAAAAAAAAAUCACAACUUUCAACCACCCUCAAAAUAUCUUGAAAGAGUAACUUAAAUUGGUCUAUUCUUCCUGUCUGGUAGUAGUCGGUGGCUGCUUAUUUUAUUCUUUGGAGGGGUGGGGUGGGAAAGGGGGUAAGAGUGCAAGCAUUGGAAAGGAGGAGAGUGUGGGAUGAAGGGUUGUGGAGGGGUGUGCAGGGUAAAGGGGGGGAGGAAAGAGGUUGAGACGUGGGGAGAAGUGUGUGCUGAACAUUAAUCAAUGGUGGGGGGGGGGGACGUGGGUGGGAGCAGUUUCUGUGAUUCUAGAGAUUAAAUGCGCUGGGGAGCAGAUGCUGGAAUCUUGAAUAAGCACCUGGUGGACAUUCUAGUUUAAGCGUAGGGUGAUUUUUAUUUCUCUGGUGUGGAAGGAUGAAAUUAAAGUGGAUUUAUGAAUUUUGAUUUUUUUCUCCCCUCCCCAGCAGCGCAGCUUUAAGAAUACUUUAAAACAAUGAUUUUUGAACAGCGCCAGCAUUUUUUUUAUAUAUAGGACAAACAAAUUUCUUAUCAGAUCUGAAAUAUAAAAUUUAAUAUUUUUCAUAAAGUAGAUCCCAUUGUUUGCUUUACUUUUUAUAAGAGAUGUUUUUUGGUGUAUUUAGUAACUGUUUUUAAAUAUUUGUGUGUACUGUCCUGUUUCCAGUAAGGUUUUCCUAUUAAAGUAUUUGAAAGAG
Messenger RNA from Pristis pectinata (smalltooth sawfish), 1512 nucleotides. Its product is annotated as histone H3.3A. The record is from RefSeq and is a predicted model, not a curated record. NCBI's taxonomy places the organism in Eukaryota, Metazoa, Chordata, Chondrichthyes, Rhinopristiformes, Pristidae. Gene Ontology annotation, molecular function: protein heterodimerization activity; structural constituent of chromatin; DNA binding. Gene Ontology annotation, cellular component: nucleosome. The coding region runs from base 322 to 732 and encodes 136 amino acids. The transcript has 4 exons.